AUGAACGCUUUUUUGGAAGGGGCAUAUGUGACCCUUAUCGCAUGCGGCUCAUAUAAUCCACCAACGGUGAUGCAUUUACGAAUGUUCGAGGCAGCGAAAAGCUUCUUGGAAUGUCGAUACGGUUGUAAGGUUAUUGAAGGUGUAAUCAGCCCGGUUGCAGACUGCUUUGCUAAGCCAGAUCUUUUGCCUGCAAAACACAGAAUGCGAAUGGCUGAAUUGGCUGUAAAAAGUUCAAAAUGGAUCUAUGCGGAUAGCUGGGAAUGUUCACAAAAGCAAUGGACUAGAACGUUACGUGUUCUCAAGCAUUUCAAAGAGAUAUUCGAUCGAAAAUUCCCUCACAUGAGACCAAUUCGAGUGAUGUUACUAUGUGGUGGUGAUUUUGUUGACACGUUUACGGUUACCACAUCGAAAGGUACGAAACUGUGGGAACCAUCCGAUCUGUUGGAAAUUAUUCGUGAUUUUGGACUGGUGGUGUUGUCACGUGGUAAGUCGAAUCCCAUGAAAACAAUCGAGAGUUUACCGUUUAUCUCACCGAAAUUUCAUUCGAAUAUUUGCAUUUUUGAUGACGACGUCAUGCCGAAUGAAGUCAGUUCAACUCGCAUACGAAAUGCGAUUCGUUGUGGUCAGUCGGUUAAGUAUUGCGUUGAUGAUAACGUUUUGGAAUACAUUUCUAAGCACCAUCUUUAUUUAACUUCCACUCAACCGACAUUUCCCGAAUCAUCUCGAGUAUCCUCUUCAUGCACGUCUAUACCCACCUCCAAUCAUGCUCUGUCUUAUUCAAUAUUACCAAAACUACCACUAACAACACAUCUAAAUGAUACGUCUAAUUCUACUACUGAUAAUAUCACUCCAACAAUGAAUACAACACAUCGCACUGCAACUAGAGCUGAGAAUUCGACAGUGGCUGCAACCGAAACAUUUUCAUACACCCAAAAUCAUCAUAAUAGCGAUAUUAUGCAGAUGAAUGAUUCCUAA
Anisakis simplex (herring worm) is the source of this 975-nucleotide messenger RNA. The record is from the annotation of a GenBank genome assembly. NCBI's taxonomy places the organism in Eukaryota, Metazoa, Nematoda, Chromadorea, Rhabditida, Anisakidae.